CGUCGCGGGUUCACUUCGGGCACGGAAUUGAGUUGCCGCGAGCACCGAUGUCCAAUGUGACCCGCCGCCAGUCAAUUAAUCGCGCACGAACAAUCGCGCGCACCUGCUAUCUCGCCAUCGGUUACGCCGAGGAGCAACGAAUUUUCGUUAAUUGAGAAUGAUCUACAGCUCGGUGCAGAAUUGCAUGAAUUUUCUCACGCGAUAUUAUCUCCCUUAUUGAAAACAAACGACGAUAACAAUAAGAAGGAUAAAUAGCAAGAGGAAAAUUAAUUAAUUCCAAAAAAUGAAAGUGUUAAAAGCCAGGAAAUAAGAUAGCUUUGUCGUGACGUUGCGAAACGAUCGUGAGCAACCGAGAAGAACGUUCGCGGGAAGCUAACGCGAAAAGUUUACAAUAACGGCAUAGUUGACAUAUUUGCACGAUAAACAGAACCACGUCAUGUCGAGCGAGAGCAGUUUGAUAACACAGGAAUGUAGGCAUGAUUAGUCACGCAACGGUAUACAGAGAGAGUAGCCGAGUGGCAGAUCGCGGAUUAUCAUCAUCGGAUAUUGCGACGCUGUCGUUAGAUUCAGAGAUAGAUCGCGCGCUUCCGAAGGAAUAAAAUCGAAGGAUAGGAAGGAUUCUGACGGCGAAGUGGCGAUGUUCAAGAACGUUGCAGCACGCUGUCACCGAUAAAAUUGGAUCGCGCUAGCGUUUCAGCGAGGAAGCGAGGCGUCAGACGAAUGUUAUAGGUAAUAGAAGAAGACUGUUCGAGUUCGAAUGAGUUCCGGGAACGCUCAUGCCGGACGAUCGUCGUCGUCAACGAGAGACAUGAAUUCAGCGAGAGGUGGAGCGCGGAUUAUGACCGAAUCACGUAACGUCGCGUGGCGUACCGCUCGCAGCUCGAGAUAACUUUUCGCGGUGCGAACGCGGAUUAAUCGCGAGCGCGAUCAGUAUUUAAUCGCACGUCAAGGCGAUCGCUGCGAAAAUUGAAAGCAUCAGAUUCGGCGGCGCAGAUUUCCAGCACAGACAUGUCGAGGCGACCCCGCGGUCGGCUCGGCGCAGAGCUGCCUGGCGCCGGCUCGGCAUAAGGCGGCCGGUGAUAAAGAAGCGACGGGAGGAGGAAGAGGGUACCCUUUGAGCGUAUGGCAGAAGACGAGGGGACGAGGGAGCAAGUGAGAGGCGCAAAAUGGGAGCAACGAAAUAUGUGUUAGGCAGCGCGAUCUUAGGACUCUUUUGGAGCGGCUUGUUCAAGGGCGCCCUGACCAAUUCCACCAACAGGUGCGACUAUCCGCCCUGCUCCUGCGACCUCUAUGGCAGAUUGACCUGCGACUGCAAGGAGGAAGGCGAGGAAUUGAUUUUGACCACGGACGGUGACAGACAGCUGAGUCCGCACACCAGCAGGAUAAUGGUGAGCAACUGCUCAUCUGUGAUACUCGCGAACUCGAGCCUGGCCACGAUGACCGGGCUGCGAUCGGUGGAUCUCGUGAACGUGGCGAAUCUAACUCUAGUCAAACAGAGCUUCGAGCUAUCGACGCAAAGCACGCGUACGCGUAUCACCGUGCGGAACAGCAGCAUCGACGUGAUGCCGAGCUUCGUGUUCCGCGGCGACGUCGAGGCGAUCAUAUUCGAGAACGUGCGGAUCGGUCAGCUGAGUGCCUUCUCGUUCGCCAAUCUGAUUCACACGGAUACCCUGCGACUGGACAACUGUCGCAUCGAGAUAACGGAGGCGCAGGCCUUCAAGAAGUUCGACGUCGGCUAUUUCCACGUAAUCGGCGGCAGCUUCGGCGAUCAGCUGCCCAGCCGCACGAUGAACGACAUCGAGGUCUACCAUAAAUUCAUGCUGGACGGCGUGAAGCUGGGCGUCGUGAGGAGCAACGCUUUCAUCGUGAAGAGUCCGCGCACGGUGGCGAUACAAAAUUGCGCGAUCGACAGUCUGGAGACCGAGGCGUUCGACGUGACCGCGCGCGGCGCCGUUAUCGUAAAAAAUAACACCUUCGGCAGCAUCAGUGUGGGCGCGUUUCUGGGAAUUCGCGCGGAUCGCGAGAACAGGCCGUCAUCGUCGUCGUCGUCGUCGCAGACGCACGAUCUCAUCUUCAAAAACAACAGCGUGAACAACUUCGAGGAGGGUUCGCUAAUGUUCGACCGCGCGAGCUUUCGGCCGGAGCUCGAUAAUCUCCUCAUCACGCAGUCUUGCGACUGCCAAACGUUGCCCGUGUGGAAGAACAACGUGCUCAACUAUACGAACGUGUACUGGCGGUUCUACACGCGGCAGAACACCCUCGUGCCGCCGCAGUCGCAACCCCAGGAGCCUAUUAACGAGACCCCGGAAACUUUUCUGUGUCUCGACGGCGGAAUAAACGGUGCGCCAACGAGCUUCGGCGACUACGAGACGCGUCACUGCUCGCUCGGCGGUUCCAUGCUCGUUUUUAUUCUAAUUAUCGUAGGUGCCGUUCUCGCCCUGACAGUGUGCGUGUGUCUGAUCGUCUGGUGCUGCCGGAGACGCCGACGAAAUAACCGGAAGAAGUGGAUCAGCGUGCCCACCAACGCGCCAGACGUGGUCUCGAAGAAAAACGGCGUGAUCGGCAGGGAGGCGGCGACGUCCGGCACGCCGGUCGACAGUCGGAUAACCAUGGUGGUGCCGGACGGUAGGCUGUACCGAGAAACGGAGUUCCACGUGAUCGUCGAGAAGGCCGAGCCGCUCACGACCGAGUUGUAACGAGACGCCCCGGGCGGCUCGACGCGGAGGCCCACGAUCGUCGCUCCCGUUGAAGAGGAACUCGAGUGGGCGGAAACGUCGAGUCGCUUUCGAGUGUAUAAGCUGUGAGAGACGCCGCGCGAGACCGGCACUAAUGAAGAACAGUGACGAUCGGUAUUCAAAGAACACGAGACGAACUCUCUCGCGAUAGAGAAAUUUCUCGGACAUUAAUCGCGAACGAGUACAUAGACUGCGUGUAAAUCGUUGCUGCUUGGAAAAUAAUAGAACGCGAAGCGUACGCAACCCCGAACGUGUCCCGUUCUCUCUUUUUCGUUUAAUCUAUUAUCACUCCUAGUACAACCCAGUUCAUAAGCUUCCAUUCACAUAUCACGGGAGGCGAUUGAUUAUCCAUCGCGCGAGCUUUGCAUUCCUCGAACCGCCUUCUCUUUCGAACGCGGCCACGUCCCUCUAUGGCGACUAAAGUUUUCCAGAACGAACUGCGGAUUCGGGUAAUCAAUUGCCUCUAUUAGUUAUUAUUAAAUAACUUUCGAGAGAGAAAAAGGGAGAGAGAAAGAGAUAGAGAGCCAGUGUCGUAGAAAAUAAAGCGAUCCCAUCGAGACGCGACUUGGAAUGCAGAAGAGAGAGCGUAACUCAUGUAGAAAAAAUCCUAAACUCGCUGUCUUGCGUAAGAUAUACGAUUGAAUCGACCUUUCGCACUCCCGUUGCUUUAAAUUCAUCGAUCGAUAGCGCAAUUAUCGACGUGACAUUACGUAUUAGUGAGUGUUUCGAGCGAAAAUUACGGUACGGAAGGACCAAACAAAAAAUAGGACAACCGCUCUCGCUCGAACAGCUGUGCCAUUCCUGGAGUGACUUCGCAUAUGGUCCACUCCGAAAAAAUUCUGAUCUCUCGAACGAGUAAACGAGUGAACGAACAGAAACGGACCUCCUCGCUAUGCUUUCAUAUCAAAAUCGUUCCAAAAUUGUCGUUUUUAUAGAAAAAAAAAUUGACACAGUAAUGUAACGCAUUAAUGGGCGGAAAUAAAAAACCGGCAAGAUCAAUGUAUUAAAAUAAAAUACCAUACUUUUUAUCAGUGGCGAAUCUACUAAUAAAUUAACGAUAUAUAUCGACUUCGCUUUCUCCAAUAUUGUUUCUCCAACUUUAAAAUUUAUUUUAAUUAUUUUGUUGUAAAUAAUAAUUUUACGUUAUAGAAAUAAAAUUAAUGUUGUCGUAUUUUUGAAAAUAUAAUUUUUGGCAUAAAAGUGCCUUUUACGUCAACCUUGUUAAUAAUUAAGGAUUUGUUAUGUGCUUUAAACCAAAUGUGUGUAUAUUUUUGCUUAGAAGUUCCAAAAAUAUUAGAUUUAAGUCGCCAAAAAUGUAGAUUCGUCGCUAUACUGCCGAGAAAAACGAAAUCCGAUAAGCUAAUUUUUACUUGCGUUGCGCUAUAAAUUCCUUUAUCAUUUCGUUAUUCUAUUAAUGCCGAUGUAUUUAUUUAUGCGCUUGCUAUUGAACUUGGCAAUAAACUGUUGUUACUGUUAUAAUUUAAAUUUAAUCUUAAGUAAAUAUUAGUAAUCAAAAUGUUAUUAUCGUUCCGCCGUAUGUUAGUAAUGUAACGCUGGAAAAAAUGUCAGCGAAACAGAUGAUUUUGUAGAAUCAAACGAAAAUUACUUUAAAUGUACAUCCCGUCAUGUAGCAAUAUUCUAUGACGCAUUUAAUCAGCGUGUAAUGAAACCGUUUAAAAAGACCUGAUUAAGAGCGAACCUAACCGUAGAUCCUUAUAAACGAUGAAAAUAAAUAAACGUUGAAUCCCUUUCCCUACAAUUAAAGAAGACGUAUUCGCGGCAUUAAAUUAAUAUUUUGAUAAUUAUAAAGAAAGAUAUACUUCUCGCCAAUUACGAAAAAAAAGAAGUAAAAUAAAACUUGUCGGAAACUAUAAUAUAUCGCACGACAGAGUUGAUUUAUUAAACAGAAAGCCCAAGCAUUCGAAGCACGGAGAUAAGCAACGUCUCAAGCGCAUGAAAGAACCGAAUUGAAGCCACGGAAACUUUUUGUGCCUCUUACACUUGGUACCUUGAACCUCGUCAAGGUAGGUCUUAUUAGCAUUCGCGUACCAAAAGAUCAGAGUCUAAUACGCCGCAGCGUAUGUGCAAACUGUAUGUGCAGGUAUGUAUGCGUGUAUACAUGAUGUAAUUAUAUCGUUGUGGUGAACAAAAUCAGUUUGUAAUGUCAUAUGUAGCUAUAAUUAUCGUGAGACUGUGAUAUAACGACAGCCGCCGACUGUAUAAUUUGUUUCGCAUUGAACGAUUGAUGAUACAAUAAAGAUGAUACCAAUUACGUA
Messenger RNA from Linepithema humile (Argentine ant), 5011 nucleotides. RefSeq lists its product as uncharacterized. The record is from RefSeq and is a predicted model, not a curated record. Lineage: Eukaryota; Metazoa; Arthropoda; Insecta; Hymenoptera; Formicidae.